This is a messenger RNA of Myripristis murdjan (pinecone soldierfish), 2659 nucleotides long. RefSeq names its product family with sequence similarity 114 member A1 (gene fam114a1). Bases 113 to 1891 code for a protein of 592 amino acids. The record is from RefSeq and is a predicted model, not a curated record. The transcript has 13 exons. NCBI's taxonomy places the organism in Eukaryota, Metazoa, Chordata, Actinopteri, Holocentriformes, Holocentridae.
CAGAGGGAACUAUCUUGACGCGCAGUGCUCUUUGGCGCAGUCACCUCCCGGCCUGCCGACGUGGCGGGGCGGAAGAGGAGCCCCGGUGGGAGCUGGCACCAAACGGAUCACCAUGUCCCAGGCUGACCCUGCUGACUCAGACACCUCCCCCCCACCUUCCCAACCCCUCCACACCGAACCCGAUUCCUUCUCCGAGGACGUCCUGUCAGCCCCCCUCCCGCCCCCCUUGAUCCCCGAGGGAGCCCACCACCCAGCGCCCACAGAGGAGACGAUCGGAGACAAUGCUGCGAAGGGCGAUGCAUCACAAUUUGCGGCGGACCAACCAGAGCGAGGCGCCGAAGGAGAGGUGGCAGAGUGUGACCAAGCAGUGAGCCUGGAGCCGGACACCGCAGCUGCAGAGGAGGAAAUGGAGAAGGAGAAGGAGAAAAGCUGGGGAGGGUGGGGUUCAUGGGGAAAGUCUCUUCUGACCAGUGCCACCACCACUGUGGGUCAGGGCCUGAGCUCAGUCAAGGUGAAGGCAGGGGAGGCUCUGCGUCUCCACAGGACAUCAGUUGGUGAGGAGGCGCAGGAAGAGGAGGAGGGAGUGGAGGAGAAGAUGGAUGGAGGAGGAAGAGGAGGAGAAGCCAGCCUGUCUGACCCCAGUCAGUCUCCCACCAGCAAAGGAGUCUUCUCCACCAUCACACACGCCGUGCAGAACACUGGCAAGUCAGUGAUCAGUGGGGGUUUGGAUGCCUUGGAGUUCAUUGGAAAGAAAACCAUGACUGUUCUUGCUGAGAGUGACCCGGGCUUCAGGAAGACCAAGACCCUGAUGCAGAAAACUGCAUCCCUGAGCCAGAUGCUGAAGGAAGCCAAGGAGAAGGAGCGAGCACGUCUCAGCAACCAGCCAGUCAGCGAGCCCACAGCUCACUAUGGGAUUCUGUUUGACGACUACCAGGGCCUGUCACACCUGGAGGCCCUGGAGAUACUGUCCAAUGAGAGCGAGGCCAAGGUGCAAGCAUUCCUCUCCUCUCUGGCAGAGGAGGAGCAGGAGGAGGUGAAGAAGGAGCUGAUCACCAUCAAGGAAAUUUUCAUCAGGCGAGAGGAAGAGGAGGAGGAGGAGGAGGAGGGAGAGGAAGAAGGGAAAGAAAAAAGGAAGGAGGGAGAGGCGAAGGAUAACGGUGAUCUAAGUUCCCAAUUACAGUGUUCUACCCCCCUGUCUGCUGAUGGGGAGGAGUUUGUGAGUAUUCUCACUGAGCUGCUGUUUGAGCUUCACGUUGCCGCCACGCCAGACAAACUCAACAAGGCUCGCAUGAGGGCUCAUGAUUGGGUGAGCGAGGUGGAACAGCCUGUCACUACGGAGACAGUUGGCAGGGAAACGGAGGACCAGCCAGGAGUGGAGGCCUCACCUGGAGAGAAGGAAGAGGAGGAAGAGGAGAAAACAGAGAAGCCAGAGGGGGACGAGGUGAGAGGAGAGAAGGAAGAAAAGAAGGAGAAAGAGAGCGACCCGAGAUCGGUUGAGGCUGUCUACCUGUCAUCAGUAGGUAGUCUGGCAGAAGUGACAGCCCGCAGUAUCGAACAGCUCCACAAGGUGGCAGAGCUCAUCCUUCAUGGUCAGGAGCUGGAGAAACCAGCCAAAGACCAGGCACACAUCCUCACCAGGUUGACAAGUGCCAUGUGUAAAGAGGUGGGCAGUUUGGCCAAGAAAUUUUCCGAUACGCUGCUUAUUGUCGGGGGCCAAAGGAAAGCAGAGGAGUUAAAUCCAUUGGUAGACAGUGUGCUGCUUGAGGGCUCCAACAGCACCAACUACAUCCAGAAUGCAUUUCAGCUGCUGCUGCCCGUCCUGCAGAUCUCACAUAUCCAGAGCCAGCACUGCAGAGCUGCCACAGAGCCACCCACCCAGACACAGCACUAACACACACACACACACACACACACACACACACAGCUACCUGCUAGCACACCCGCUUGUCUUAAUGUUGUCAACUAUUGUUGCACAGUCAGGUAUAUAAAAUAGAUUAUACCAGAUUAAGUGCUUCUAUCUACAGUAAGUGCCAUUGCUACAGACCAAGAAGAUGCAGGUACAUAUUCUAUAAUAUAAGAAUGGCCCACAGGCCUAUUAAGUUUUAUUUGCCAGUGAAUUUAUGACAUUACUAUUGCUCCUAUUGUCUCUGAAUGUUUUUUUGUUGCUGUUUUGCAGCUAAUAUUUUGCUAUGAGGAACCCAAAAGAGUUUGGUCUGUUUAAAAAAAAAACAAAAACAAGAUGUCACUCUGAACCAAAAUGGAAGUAGUGAUGUUUUCCUCUGUGUGGAAGGGUUUUUCUAAUCUGUAUUGGGUUUUUCUUUGCACUCCUAUAGUGUCAUAGAUUGUCCCUGGUUUAUUCUGGACUAGAACAUUAACUAACACUAAGGAAAUUUUCUCCUUGCAGAAAUAGAUGUGUUUUUUGGUCAGAAUGCCAGUAUUGGUGAUUAUACCAGAAUUUUUGCUUGUUUUUGUUUUUGUAUGUUAAUUUAUAUGAAGCAACACUACCUUUUAUUCCUCUGCCAAUUUCAGAGAAAAGGUUAAUCAUCAUACUCCAUGUCUUAUUAUACUAAGAGGGCAUUUGCUUCUCUGCUCUUGUUGAGAAUGCAAUGCAGGUGAAUUACUCUCUAAUUCUGUUUUGCUAUGCUGCUACUCUUAAAAA